Venustampulla echinocandica is the source of this 2325-nucleotide messenger RNA. RefSeq names its product Winged helix DNA-binding protein. The transcript has a single exon. NCBI's taxonomy places the organism in Eukaryota, Fungi, Ascomycota, Leotiomycetes, Helotiales, Pleuroascaceae. Bases 1 to 2325 code for a protein of 774 amino acids. Gene Ontology annotation, molecular function: RNA polymerase II cis-regulatory region sequence-specific DNA binding; DNA-binding transcription factor activity, RNA polymerase II-specific. Gene Ontology annotation, biological process: regulation of transcription by RNA polymerase II. The record is from RefSeq and is a predicted model, not a curated record.
AUGUCGUCGACGCGUUAUUCGCAGCCGAUGCAAAUCUACCAAGAUCCCGCGACUUCGUUCGAUCAUGCACCGAUGCCUUCAUCAAAAAACGCCUCCAAUUCCAAGAAAACCUCGCCCCUACGCCCGAUAAAAAAUGCCGCGUCGAGGAGGAAUAUCGUACUUAACCCGCCACGAGUUGGCCCAAGCAAGCAGUCACCGCUGAAGAGUGCUCAGCAAACGUAUAGCUCGCCAUCGAGAGCCUCCUUCGGCAACAAACUGAAUAUGGUCCCAAUGCCACCCCCCGGAGGACCGGCGUACACCACCGAUUCGAUGGAAAAGAAACAGCCCUUGAUGUCAAAGUUCAAGACAGGUCUAAAUGCCGCUCCACAGAAGGCUCUCUUCACCACCUUUUCAAGCGCUUCGGAGAAGGAGAAUUACCCACAACCGUAUAACCCGCAUCUCCAAGCACCAUACAGUGAUGGAAUUGGCGGAAUGGGCUUCUCCCUGGAAGGUCUUUACGGCCAAAAGCCCCCGCAAAAGCGAUUGAUGGAUGCCGCACCGAUACACGAAUCUAGGCCCCUUAAGAGGACGAAAAUGGAGGUAUUUCAGGAAGGGGUAGACUUUACAGAUGGAAUGGAACUCCCUUCGCCAGAUUCGUUCCCUGCCCUCCGCGAUGAUGGAACGAAGCCUCCUCAUAGCUACGCCCAGUUGAUUGGCAUGGCUAUAUUAAGGGCGGCCAAUCGUCGUCUCACGCUAGCCCAGAUUUACAAAUGGAUCUCCGAUACGUAUUCAUUCUACGGCGCAACUGAUGCCGGCUGGCAAAACAGUAUUCGCCACAAUCUCAGUCUCAAUAAGGCAUUUAUCAAGCAAGAAAGGCCAAAGGAUGAUAAAGGAAAGGGUAAUUACUGGGCAAUCCAACCAGGAAUGGAGCAUCAGUUUAUCAAGGAAAAGACUCGGAAAUCCGCUGGCCCCAUUAACAAUAGUCCAAUCCUCUCUGCUCGCCCAACUCCCCCUCCCCCCGAGGUUCCUCAUUCACGCGUUUUCAAGCCGUUGGCUGCAGCAGCAACUCAAGAACUGCCUUCGAAGGCAAAACCAAUAUAUACCCAGCCGGAGCCCCAAAACCCUGCGAUCCCUGAGAUAUCUUCUGAUGCUACCAUCCCAGCCUCGGAUGCCUUUCCUGAAGCAGAGGGGGGAGAAGAAACUCAAGAACGUAUGCCUGCUUCGCCGCUCAUUCACUCCUCACCACCCCCGGCAACUAUGCAUUCGUCCCCCCCUAUUGCUCGCCACGCACCAAGACGACACCAUACGCCUCCUCCUGUGCCACCCUUCCCCUCGUCCUCCAGAACUCGGUCACACAAACGCAAGUUUGCAUCCAUGGAUGACAGCGGGUACUUCUCGUCUUUGGACUCUUCUGCAGUACGGCCUCAUCGACUUCUAACUUCAGAAGCUGAUCGCCCCAUAAUUAAGCGAGGUCGUGCAGAAGAGGAGAUCGCACGCCUUCGUGGCUCGUCCUAUGACAGUCCCACGAAAAAUAGAACUUGCUUUGCUCCUCCUUCUUCAUCUCCGUUACGGAAACCCAUUCUAAAGAAGUCGUCUCAGAUGCCGCCACCACUUACUCCAGCAGUCAAGCUAAGAGCCCCUGUUCGGCCGCCUCCUUCUGUAUCACCAAACACCAACCUCAGGAUGCACCGUGAUAAGGUUCGAGAAAUGGUAGGCUCGCCCCUCAGAGGGGUAACUUGCCUAGACGAAAAUCUUCCCUGGAGCCCAGCCUUUAAUCUAGACGAUAGCGGCUAUAUGUUUCAAGAUUUAACCAGCAAUGCGGAUCUGGAUAUCUUCAGCGGCACAAGCGCAAGCUUCCUCAGUGUCCCUGGCAUUAGGUCUCCCGAAAAGAGAUCCGCGAAGAGACCUCGAUUAGACCGGUCACGAGGAUUGGGCAACCCCCUGGCUGACAUACCGCUUUUCAAUCAUGGCUUUACCAAGAACACGACUUCUACACCUUCUCUUAAACUGACUCCGAGCAUUCAUCUGUCAGUAUUUGACGACCCAACAGACCAAUCCUUUGAGUCAAUGGCCUCGCCUACCAUGGAAUCCCCUAGCAAGUUACUCAACCUCUCAUCGCCAACGAAAAUUGCUUCGCCAAAUUUCAACCUUGAAGCGUUUGGCCUCCGUCAAGAGGACUAUUUUGUCGAUGAUUUUUUGGCUGAUGACCUCGACGACUUCUCGGGUGUGGAUAUUAUGCAAGGCUUUCAGAAAAUUGGCGCUGCUGCUGGUCAAACUGCCCGGACUACGCCAAAGAUAGGCAGCUCUCGGCCAAAUUUCGGUCGAAGCUUCAAUUCUCGAUUUUAA